GGGCUUCUAGCUCAGGGCUCGCGAGUAGAAAUGAACCCACAUCUGAAAAAGAGUUCUGUGUGUUUUCACAGGCGAGAAGUGGAUUGACAUUUUAUCCACGUGAGGUGUGUGGCCACACCAGGUAGCUACAAUGGGCCAACGAAAGAGAUCACGAGCUGUGAAUAACCCUUUAACUCUGGGAGUCUCUGGACCUCCUGCACAGGUCGCUGGGGUCCCCAGCAGGAAGCACAACAUCUGCAUGGUGUCCGACUUCUUCUAUCCAAAUAUGGGAGGAGUAGAAAGUCACAUUUACCAGCUAUCUCAGUGUUUGAUUGAAAGGGGACACAAGGUGGUAAUUGUCACCCAUGCCUAUGGCAGGAGGAAGGGUGUCAGGCACCUGACCAAUGGACUGAAGGUCUACUACCUCCCCCUGCAGGUGAUGUACAAUCAGUCCACAUCCACAACUGUCUACCACAGUCUCCCACUGAUGCGCUGUGUGUUUGUAAGGGAACGCAUCACUGUGGUGCAUGCACACAGCUCAUUCUCCGCCAUGGGCCAUGAUGCACUGUUCCACGCCAAGACCAUGGGCCUUAACACGGUGUUUACUGACCACUCGCUCUUCGGCUUUGCUGAUGUGAGCUCUGUGCUGACCAACAAGCUUCUGACUGUGUCGCUGUGCGACACCAACCACACUGUGUGCGUGUCGUACACCAGUAAGGAGAACACAGUGCUCCGUGCAGCACUCAACCCAGAGAUAGUGUCUGUUAUUCCCAACGCUGUUGACCCUACGGACUUCACCCCCGACCCCUCCCAGCGCCCGGACGACAAGAUCACUAUUGUUGUUGUCAGCCGUCUUGUCUACCGCAAAGGAAUCGAUCUUCUCGGUGGAAUAAUCCCGGAGCUCUGCCUUAAACAUCCAGAUCUGCACUUUCUGAUUGGUGGAGAGGGACCGAAGAGACUCGUGCUGGAGGAAGUGAGAGAGAAAUACCAACUGCAUGACAGGGUCCGUCUGCUCGGGGCGUUGGAGCACAACGAUGUUCGUGGAGUUCUGGUGCAGGGUCACAUCUUCCUCAACACGUCUCUCACUGAAGCGUUCUGCAUGGCCAUUUUAGAAGGAGCCAGCUGUGGAUUGCAGGUGGUUAGCACUCGAGUGGGGGGGAUUCCUGAGGUGUUGCCUGAGGACUUGAUUACCAUGUGCGAGCCCACUGUGCGGGCGUUGUGUGCCGGUCUAGAGACGGUCAUCGCCCGGCAGCGUUCAGGGACCGUCGCCUCUCCCGCCUCGAUCCACGCUCGGGUGAAAGACCUCUACACGUGGAGAAAUGUUGCUGAGAGGACUGAAAAGGUGUACGACCGCGUGGCCGGCGAGGAGGUGCUUCCCCUGGACAGACGCUUGCGGAGGCUGAGGUCUCACUGCGGCCCCGUGGCAGGCUCCAUCUUUGCGUUCAUGGCCGUUCUAGACUUUCUGUUCCUGCUGAUUCUGCAGUGGUGGGCGCCAGAUGGGGUCAUGGACGUGGCCGUGGACGCCACCGGCCCCCGCGGACUGUGGAGGCAGGAGCCCCGCGGGGAAGCCGGAGCUCGUUCUGAAGGAGACACGAAGCAAGCGGCAGAACCGGAAACGUCGACGCUGUGAUCGCCCCGCGCCUCCCUUGUGAUUGCUGACACGGAGCGUAUGUUUGCGCGUGUGGUGCCACGUGACAUUUGAAAUAUGGCUGCUGACUGCACUCGUGGUAACCCCGGACAUUGUUUACAUUUACUAAAGGGACCUCUUGUGAAAGCAUUUUAUCUCGUUAUUUAUAUAUUUAAUGAUUUAAAAUAGAAACCUGUGGCACUCCUUUGCGAUUCAAUAAGCACUUUUUUGUUAGUCUGUCUCGAUGGAGCUGAACAGAGGGAGUAAAGGGCUCCCUGUCUUCUUACUCUCGGUUUGAUGCGUACUUUAUUUAGAACAAGGGUUUUGUUGGUCAAAUGUGGUUUGUGCAAAGGUGUAUGCAGAUGAGAGCAAAUUGUUGUUUAAGAAUAUGAGAUGUUUCAUAUUUAUAAAACAAACAAGAGAUUUUUUCAGGUGAUAGUGUGACCUCCUCGCCAGUCCACUCAAAUAAAGCGUACUUUCUCAUGUUU
Messenger RNA from Pseudoliparis swirei, 2094 nucleotides. It is a transcript of the gene piga, whose product is annotated as phosphatidylinositol glycan anchor biosynthesis, class A. Gene Ontology annotation, biological process: GPI anchor biosynthetic process. The coding region runs from base 131 to 1609 and encodes 492 amino acids. Gene Ontology annotation, molecular function: phosphatidylinositol N-acetylglucosaminyltransferase activity. NCBI's taxonomy places the organism in Eukaryota, Metazoa, Chordata, Actinopteri, Perciformes, Liparidae. Gene Ontology annotation, cellular component: glycosylphosphatidylinositol-N-acetylglucosaminyltransferase (GPI-GnT) complex. The record is from RefSeq and is a predicted model, not a curated record. The transcript is spliced from 7 exons.